CAUAUAAUGCUGGGCACUGUAUAUUCUCAAUUCGAUCUUACAGUUGAACAGGUGUACCCUUUUAUUACAAUGAUGUUCAAAGUGUGUCUUGCUUUGCUGUUUGUGGUAUCAGUACUGGGUCAAGAUCUCUUUGCGGCAGGGUUUGGUUGUCAGAACGAGGGGCAAACAUGUAAUUGGAUGAAUGGUAACACCUGCUGCAAUGGCUUGACGUGUCAGUCCGGUUUGGGUAACAUUCAAAUGUGCAAGAGGAACAUUGGCGGCGGUAGUGGUGGCGGUAUUGGCGGCGGUAUGGGGUGUCAGAACGAGGGGCAAACAUGCAAUUGGAUGAAUGGUAACACCUGCUGCAAUGGCUUGACGUGUCAGUCAGGUUUGGGUAACAUUCAAAUAUGCAAGAGGAACAUUGGCGGCGGUAUUGGUGGCGGUAUUGGCGGCGGUAUUGGCGGCGGUAUGGGGUGUCGUCUCCGUAACGACGAAUGCAUGAUUAACGGCAUAGGUGCCAUGAGAUGCUGUGCAUCCCUCCGCUGUAUGCCUGGAUACAUGAACAGGAUGACUUGUCAGUAGAUGCACACUGAUAUUUUGACAUCCCUGUGCCCCGUGUGCACGGAUUGUUUGACAAUAAAACUGUUUUCAAACCUUA
This is a messenger RNA of Haliotis rufescens (red abalone), 637 nucleotides long. Its product is annotated as glycine-rich cell wall structural protein-like. The record is from RefSeq and is a predicted model, not a curated record. The transcript is spliced from 5 exons. Lineage: Eukaryota; Metazoa; Mollusca; Gastropoda; Lepetellida; Haliotidae. The coding region runs from base 7 to 561 and encodes 184 amino acids.